UACAAGACUCAAAGCUUGAGGCUAGGCUGGACCCCAAAGGACCUGCUGGUUUCCCUCCAAUCAGGCCAGCUGGAAAACAACAGGGAGGGGAAAAAAGACCAUUUCGAACAGUAAUGGAAAGGAGCUGAGGUGAGGAGCUUCCUUCUCAACAAAAUUCGCCAUUUGGGUUUGCAAACAGCCCUGGAGAAGUUGAACUGAGGAAGAGGAGGAGGAGGAAGCCGCGUUGGAGGCAGGAGCUCAAUUUCCAGAAUGUCGUCGGCCAAGAUGCUAGAAAAAAUUGUCGGCUUGGUGACCAUCCGGAACGGGACAAUCCGAGAGGGCCUGGCCGAGGCUCUGGGGACCUUCCUGCUGAUGCUUCUCGGCUUGGGCAGUGUGGCCCAGGUGGUCCUGGGGAGAAAGAACUUUGGGGAGUAUCUGAGCAUCAAUCUGGGUUUCGGAUUUGGCGUCAUGCUAGGCGUCCACGCAGCUGGUGGAAUCUCAGGGGCUCAUAUGAAUGCAUCCAUCACCUUUGCCAACUGCCUCAUAGGACGGCUGCCCUGGUACAAGCUUCCGGCGUACGUGAUUGGCCAGUUCCUCGGAUCUUUUCUGGCUUCCUCCACUGUUUUUCUUCUGUACUAUGAAGCCCUGAUGGAUUACACCGGGGGAAACCUGACUGUGACUGGGCCUACGGCUACCGCCGGGAUCUUUGCCACCUACCCGGCUCCGUACAUGUCUUUGUGGGGCGGGUUUGUAAAUGAGUUCGUUGCCACAGGUAUCCUUUUGAUCGGCGUCCUGGCUAUCAACGACACAAAGAACGCGGCCGCCCUUCAGGGCACCGGUGCCUUGAUCACUGGGCUUCUAGUCAUGGCGAUCGGCAUGUCCAUGGGAAUGAACACUGGCUAUGCCAUCAACCCUUCCAGGGACCUGCCCCCGAGGAUUUUCACGGCCAUUGCUGGAUGGGGGCCAGAGGUCUUCAGAGCUGCGAAUUGCUGGUGGUGGGUCCCUGUGGUUGCCCCAACCCUGGGGAGUUUGGCUGGAAUCUUCAUUUACAACAUUCUCGUUGACUUUCACAAUCGGCCUCGGCCCAAAUCGGAAUCGGCCUGCGAAUGCGGCGAAUGCAGGAAGGAAGACUUGGAGGCGGGAGCGACGGCUGAGGCCCAGCUGUGAAGCCGCAGCUCCCAUAAAACCGACGCUGGAGCUGCCAUCCUGUGACCAGACUGGACGCUUCUGAGCUCCCGGGUCGGACAUCAGGGAGAGCCGCCCUAAGUACUUAACGAUACAUCAGCGAAACAGAGCAACAUUUCCGAAUGACAAGGGAGGGGAAUGUUUAUAGUGGGCAGAAUGAAAGGAGGCUGGAUUGAACCAGUGUGCUGUGCCAAGCAAUUGUAUGGGAGUCGCAUCUACCACUAAGCAUUGCCAGAUAAUGUACGUGGUCUUGAAUGUCAGGAUGCCCUCAAGAGCCUUGCCAAAAUCCUUUUAGGGAAGAGUUUGCAAACUAUCGGCCGUUAAGCAGGGCAGCUUCAAAAACGAAUGGGGUAGAUACAUUCACUGCUCUGUGACCCCUAAGACCAGAGGCAAGGGGAGGGGGGGUGCCUCUCCCACGAAUACGUGGCUUCUAGCCCCUUGUCCUACCAUCUGGGCAGCGAGACUGGCCUGAGCGAAGGCAUCAGUCUGUGCCGGGAGUCCCCGAGGUAGUGGCCGUCCAGGAAGAAGGCGGCCAGCGAUAGGUAGUCCCUCUUGGGGAAACACCUUCCCCGUUCUCGAGUUAUGAUGGACAGGGCAAAAAAGGGAGGUUGUGAGGUAGCUUGGUCACUGCGUCGGCUUAGGCAGGCUGCACAAACUCAGGGCAUGUUCAGAAAAAAAGGGGAAUGAUGGCGAGUCCCCUCUUCCUAGGAAUCUCCGGGGAGAAGAGCUGGAAGUCGGAAUGGCCGUGGCAGGUCACAAUUCCAAGGUUCUUGUGUUAGACUGCGAUGUCUUGAAUUGCCGGCAAUCGAUCUCUGCCAGGUGGACCCCCUUUGCCAAGGAGAACAGCGCCUACCGCUGGUUUGCAGCUGGUCCUCAGAGGUCUGGCUUGAAAGCUUGCCCAUGAUGGGAUUCCCUUGUGGAAUCACCUGUCCAUUAGAUCUGCGGUCGGCUCUCCGAGAGGUGAUCGUUGCCAAGCGAGCCUCCCUCGUUUCUCCAACUCUGGAGUGAAUCAGGGGUGAUUUGCAGGCAGUGGACACAACUCUUGACACUGUGUUGUGGGGCUUCCAUCAGCGGCUACCACCAUGUUGCCAUCAUCCCUGCUCAUGUGUUCAGUCUAUUUUUGCCCUGCAAACUGUGACAAACAGCUGAGUGGCUGGAUUCAGGCGUGAUUUGGUCUUGGAUCUGAAUGCUAAACACUCUCCCCUGCACCUCCCCACGCCACAAGGGCACCCCACCUCCCCUGAGCAUGGCUACUUUUUCUGUGCACAUUUAUUCCAGGGAUGGGGAGCACGUGGGCCAUACGCGGUUCCCCUCUUUGGGACCUCCUCUCAAGUCACGGUUCUCCAACUGAGCACGCAAGGGCCCAGCCAGAUUUCAGCAGCUGUCAGAGAAGAGCCCGUGAAAAGCGAAAACAAAAAAAAA
Messenger RNA from Pogona vitticeps (central bearded dragon), 2586 nucleotides. The record is from RefSeq and is a predicted model, not a curated record. Lineage: Eukaryota; Metazoa; Chordata; Lepidosauria; Squamata; Agamidae.